Molecule: messenger RNA, 6335 nt
Organism: Labrus bergylta (ballan wrasse)
Lineage: Eukaryota; Metazoa; Chordata; Actinopteri; Labriformes; Labridae
Gene: vegfba
Product: vascular endothelial growth factor Ba
Biological process (GO): induction of positive chemotaxis; positive regulation of mast cell chemotaxis; positive regulation of angiogenesis
Cellular component (GO): membrane
Molecular function (GO): chemoattractant activity; vascular endothelial growth factor receptor binding; heparin binding
Source: RefSeq, a predicted model, not a curated record
CCGAUCACAACAACUAAUGAGGACUGCUACCUCUCCAGACCUCUCUCUAUCUGUCUGCUGCCCUGCCGGCUCUACUGAAUCUGCGCUGCCAUGUCAGUGCAGGAUGUCACCCUAGUCAUAUUUAUGAGGAUAAAAAACGGGAAGAUGCGCCUGGAGGGGAAACGUCACAUUUUCAGAGGGAGCGACAGUGUGGAGCUGUGAGCGAGCAGGGGAGACGAAUAUGCGACACGUCGGUCCAAAAGCUUCGUAUCUCUACCAGAUAAAACGUCCUGUAGCUGGAUAAUGAUAUUUUGUCAGCGACACAGAGGAUUUUGUGAUCGCAGCACGUUUCAGCGGGAAUCUGGAUGGUCCUCCAGUCACGCCGACCCGGACCCCCUCACCGGUUUCAUGGGAUCAGGACCAAUAGACUGAUAGGCUAGUGCCCUGAAUUGCUGGGAGGUGUCACUCAAAGUUUAAAUAAGUCUCAUCCAAUUUUCAGGAUCCUAACGUCAUGGUGCUUCGGUUAGAUAUUAAUUUACUAAUAGCCUACCUACUAUUACUGUGUGUAUGUAAACAUUUCUGGAGGGAGGACUAUUUUAGAACCGCCUGUGUCUGUACCUAAUUAAUAUAACAAAGUAUUAAUAGAGAUCAGUAGAGUUUAGAUUGGCUCCUGAUGUAAUUCGGACAAGAAUUUAGUCUUUAAUGCCACAACAUAAAGUUUUUAUCCCAACACUAAGGAUGCCACCCUGGGUGUCCUUUCACGGACGGGAGACUGGAGAAUGAAAGCUGGAUUUCUGCGUCUUUCAUCGGACACAGAGCUGAACUAAGGAAACGCUCGGACCAUUAUUUUUGGAAUGGUCCAAAAAAUAUUUUUUGCGUGCCCCUUGGACUCCUGCACAAUGGGGAUUAUGCUUCAAGUUAUUCUAGGAAUGUUUCAAUUCCUUCUGCUCACCAGAAUACCGACGUCCCAGGCCAAGCUUGCACACUGGCGGCCGGCAGACUCCUCGAAAUCCAGGGAAGGUCGAGAAGUGCGGCGGUGGUUGGAGGUCUACUCAAGAAGCGGCUGUGAGCCCCGUGAAACUUUGGUAGAGGUUUGGCGGGAGUUGCCGGAGGAGACGCAUCAUCUCUUUGUCCCAUCCUGCGUGUCAGUGAGGCGAUGUGGCGGCUGCUGCUCUGAUGAGGCCCUGGAGUGUGUUCCCUCGCUCACACACACACUCACCAUGGAGCUGAUGAGAACCUCCUUCAUGAAACACGAGCUCAUUGAGCUGCCCUUCAUCGAGCACAGCCAGUGUGAGUGCAGAUUGAAAGAAGAAUUUCAGCCAACACCUACUGCAAGACCUUCAGUCAAGCCAACAAGAAAAGACAAGAAAAAAGGAAGAGGAAAGUCCAGACAGAAGACACCUGGAGCUAUCAGAGCUGCGACCAACGCUCCCCCAACUCUUCCUCUCCAAUCCUCUACUCCUCCAUCUCCUCUCCCACCAGUCUCCCCCUCUUCCUCUUCCUCUUCCUCUCCCUCUCCAUCGCCAUCUCAGAGGCCUCGAUGUCGCCCCUGCAGAGGCAGGAAGUGGGCUUUGGAUGAGACUUCUUGUCAGUGUCGCUGCACCAUCAGAGAGGAGAGCUGCAGCCGUAAAAACCGGAGGCUCAACCAUCAGCGCUGCAGGUGUGAUGCUAUGAGGACUUGAUGUGUCCAUCAACAACCAUUUCACCUGCUAUUCUCCAUCAACUCCGCCAAUUCAUCGCCCACUCUGAGCAUCAGUGCCAUGGAGCACACAGUUGAACAUCGGGGACCUCAGACUGAAGGAAAUAUUAACAGAAGCACACAUCAGAACCUGUAGUAGCACAAUUGUUUAGGAUUAAGUGCAGCAUUACAGCCUGAAUAUAGAUCUACAUAUAUGUGUCUGUUUGUGCAACAAAGCAUCUUGUCUCUCCAUCGCUUCUGUCCGUCCACAUGCAUGUACAUACAUGUAGAGCUAUAAAAACCCAUCCCAGUAGUGGAGGGAUGAAAAGGAAGCACAGUCUAUGAACAGUCUAUGAAAUCUUUCUUGGAGGAAAUCACUGCCAAAUGAAAUGUGCUCCUGCUCUGCUGCUGUUUGGAGGUUUGACUGUGAGAAGUUCUUUUGGUCUUAAGUUGAACUUAAAGACAUAAGAGGACAAUGGACCAUUUUAAAUCUAUCACUACACAAGAAAAAAGGACACGAAGAGAACUGGACUUCAGCAGGAGAUUAGAUUUUUUUUCACUGUAAACGGCACAUGGAGAUGGAUCCCAGGUUGAAGUUAAGGGCAUUUUUGUGGAUACAUCCACAAGGACAUGGGACAUGCACAUGAACCGGCACCCCAGUGUGCGUGGACCUAUAGUCUUGCUGAAUGCUGGGAGGUGAGCGUAUCUGUGUGGUCUCGGCACUGAAAGACCCAGAUGGGAUACCCCUGCAGCCGUUCACUCUCUUUCAGAGUGUCUGACCACAGGCUGGCUCUCCAAGCCGAUUUCCAGCAUUUGUUUAAUUUGGGCCUUUUGUCUCCAUCUUUCCUGCCCUCCCGGAUUGAAAGCAGUCGCUUUGCCUCUCUUUGCGUCUCUUUUAGGCAGUGAGGAGAAUGACAAUAAUGAGGGGGCUGGCGGCUGUCCACUGCUUCACACACAAACAUUCACACUUUUAAUGCCAGGAACACAGGCGACACUGCUAAUGCAGACACACACAGGCUCACCCACUCUGUUCUGUAGCAGACACACAUGCAUAUUUCCACACAUCAUGCAAUGUGAAAUUAAUGCAGGUAUAGCUUUUGUUUCUACCUAGUGUAUGUCAGUGUAUGUACUUUAUACAAUUUACUGUAAGGUCUUCAUUUGAUUUUUUUAUUAUAUAUUCCACUGUUUUAUAUUUUAUUAUAAUUGCGUUGAGUUGAUUGAAAAGAUAUUGUGUAUAUUGCAGAAUGUGUCUUUGUUUUGUUGUGUUCAUCUUUAAUCCGUCUGCAUAAAGAGUCACACUGGGUGGCCGCCUAUUAACACAGUCAGCAUCUAAACCGAUACCCAAACGUAUUGAAUUUAAACAGAGACGGCUCACACAGGCCACAAACGGGAGACUAUAUACAUUAUAAUGUGUAAUUCAAACAAUCAGUGGGGCAGUGUUGUCCGCAGCAGCACAUACAAUCCAAGCAAACAGCAGUUCCCAGUGCACUGAAAGGAAAACAUGGCUGUUAUUGUUGCAUGUUAGAGCCGGGAUGGAAAGAGUAUAAUUCAUUUAGAACAUAACUUGUUUAUAUUCUGACUGAAUCUCACGGUUUAACUCCAUGUUAGUUCAUGACUGUUUGGAUGCUGGGUGGGCAAGAGGAUUUGAACUGUGACUGUUUCAGAAAGGAUGAGGUCUGGAGCAGCUUGUCAGUCAGCGUGACAGGAUAAAUCCAGAGCUCAGAGGACCCAUAAUGGCUGGUCACACAGUUUAGAACCUUUGUCUCCUGUUAAAUCUUUCAAAAACAUUUCAACAGUGACGUCUGAGCUCUAUGACAAACAGUAGCUUUGAAAGUCAAUGAUUCAUGUUUGUCAUAUGAUCCUUUUGAUUGUCACAGCAGUCUACAGUUGGAAUUUUUUGUGUCAGCCUCUAGCAGAAGAAGUGCGUUUCAGUGAUAAGCUCUGUAUUUAUACUAUCCUGAGAUAAUAUUUUUUAUCACGCUGAGUCAAUUGUUCAGUGUUUGUUAUUACUGUCUAUCAAUGCUUCAAUCACUACCUCUAUAUCACAGCAGAUUAAUGACCAAGUAUUAGAGCAUUGUUGUUACUUUCUCUGUGUUUUUCAUAUUUAGCAAUAAGCAUAGUCUCCAGUGUAGUUAUGGAGCUAGAGCGUAUCUGUAGUGAUAAUCAUUAGUUAAGAGGAACGUAUAGGAGUUGUUUUUUUUGUGUGAGUCGUAAUCAUCUGAAGGGAAGCGGUUUCGUAAGAGGUGAACUGAACUGAUCCUCUGAGUACAGACCAUAGACUGUACAUACGAAUGGACAACAUGCCUCAGACUCCUCCUGAUGAAGAGAUGAAGCCAAAAUACCCUUGUGACAGGCGCUGACAUAUUGCAAAGUUGCAGUCUGCGCAGUAUGGAUAAGCAGGAAGAGCCAUGGCAUUGACGUCACCCUGCUCACCCUCAACGAAAAAACACUUUUAAAUGAGUGUUAGAAGGCAAAUAUUAGGAAACUGCAUAAGUCGACAGAGCUGUCAAUUAUGUCAUUUUAUACAUAUUUACAGCAUCAAAUGACUUAUUAAAAAUAACCUCAGAAAAAAUUUGAAUAAAAAUCGGCAUGAUAAUUACUAUCACAAAGUAAUAUGGAUUUGUGAAAAUAAUGUUUUUAUAUGCAUUUUGAUUCUUUAUUUUGACCCAUGUCACACCUGUUAACAGAGAGGAGACGGGGUUGUAUGGCCUCUAAUCCUGCCAACCAGUAGGAAGAGCUCUAAAUUUUUUGGCCUCACUUAUGGUGAAUUGUUCUGCUGUCCAUUUUUUAUUGCAGUCUAUGGUACAGACCAGACACUGUGCGACAACGAGGAACAGGAGAGUGUUUCCCAAACCAUUUGUAGCCUUUAUCUUUUAUUUUCCUUCCUUGGUGAAGAAUAUAUGUGAAGAUUGACACCACCCUGAUUACUUUAUAGUAAGUAUAAGGCUUGAACCACCAGUCAGUUAUCUUAGAUUAUUUUAGCAUAGCAGAACUUUAAAGACCCAUCAGCUAACAAAAGUCUCUUUAGAUUAGUCUGCAUUAAAACCAAAGAGGAGAAUAAUAAACAUGUCGCUUUAAAAGGGACGAUGUGCGGUAACUGUUUGUUUGCCUUUAAUCCAGCAGAGACUUUAGGAAGUCACUGCUCCCUUCCAGGAUACAGUCCUACAAAAAAAAACCUUAUACACUGAGUUUUACACAGCCUUAACAUGCAGGAAGUAAAGUAUUCAUAACUGGAAGGCAAGGUUUGCUCUUUUAACACAUAGCUAGGCAAGGUAUUUACCUUUAUUUCUAGUCUUUAUGCUACGUUAAGAUAAGCUAACUCACUACUGGGCUGUCUAGGUGGUUUUGUGAAGACAUGAGAGUGCCUGGCCUGUUGCUUUUGUAUAGAACUAGCUGUUUCCUCUUGUUUCAAGCCUGUAUGCUAAGCAAAGCUAACUGGUUGCUAUAGUGUAUCUUGUGGGGUUUAACGGAGAGACUUGAACGUUUUAUCAAGCUCCACAUCUAAUUCUUAGCAAGAAAGAAAAAAAGCCAUUAACCCCAAUAUUUAAAAUAAUCCAUUAAAGUCUUAACUCCCUAGCAGCCAUUUAUGCUCAUGAAUGUAUUGUUGUUGUUUUUUAUCCCCAGUUGUCUUUCUUUGAUUGAUUAUAUUUUAUUUUUUGAACAAGCAAAUAAAUGUUUUGGGAAACUUGAGAGUCCUUGACACCAGAAUAAAGUGAAAUUUUGUUUGAGAUUGCAAAGCACAUGCUGUACAUGCUGUAGUCCUUUGAAAAAAAAAAAAAAGAAGUCUGUUUAAGGUAGAAGCCAAGGAGCAAGUGGACUCAUUCUGAAAAGCUCCACUCAUGUAGACGUGUACGACAUAUCAAAGACAUUCCACCUGAAAGACUUGUGCUGCUGAAAUAAGCUUUCUAUAGGAGCUCCUGCAGCUCUUUGUUUGACCAUUUGUUUUUAUUUCAGUCCAAACUUUGACCAAUAUAAGCCAAAACAAAAUACCAAUUUAGAAAUGCAUUUAUGUCCCAUCAUUUCAGUAUCACACCUCUUUCAUUCAAAUGUGCAGAUCCUGUGUCAGCAGUAUGAAACAUCAGUGUGCUUUGUAUCUGCACAGUCUAGUGUUGUUUAAUGCUAGCCCUGUUCUAGCCUCCAGUGUCUUAGCCUAUAGAGACCCCUAAUUAAACUAUGUAUCAUUUUAUAAUCUCUAAUAUCCACUUUGUGUAUGACGUAGUGCAUACUUAACAAAUGUAUUUGUACUUCACUUUAGCUGUAACUUUGCAAUGAAUCUCCUCUCUGCAAAUACAUUAUACUCCUGUAGCCUAUCUAUAAAGAUAAAACUACACUCUUUCUUUGCUGCUACACCAUUUGUGCCCUAUUAUCAUGUCUCUGUAGAAAACUGCAGUUUUAUGUUGUAUAAGCAUAUAAAUGCUAAAUAUUAGAUUUAAUGUCCACAUCAACGUGUAUACUGCAUUGUCAUAUAUGUUGAAAGUGAAACCCGAAUACAACAGUGAUGUUACAGAUGUUAAUAAAGGAAAUGUCUUAUUUUUCAUAUAAACCUCUCGUUUUCUUCCUGUCAAUGUUUGUUUUCACUGCUGUCUAUGUAAUGUCCUCAUCUCCCCCACCUCUUUGUUUUAAUCUUUCCUUUGACAUUAAUGAAAGGUAAACACACACUUUUGAUUACAGUGACACC